CAGCCCUCGUCCUUGAGCUUGCCUCAGGCCGCCGCUGCUAACUCGCUAGCCACUGCUACUCCGUCACGAAGGGCCCUACUGCAUCACCAAGACGCUGUGGCAACGAGGCUUGCAAAGAAAUCGCGGUGCCGUGCAAACUCACCAUCGCUGGCACAGCAAGCCCUGCAGCAUCACCGAGACUGCUGCCGCAAACGCCGCGUUGCACAGACGCCGAACGAGCACCAAUCGUUGGCAAGCAAGCAUGCGCCUCCUCCUCGCCGCAGCCGCGCUCUGCGCGAGUGACGCCGCCAAGGCCCCGGGCUCCGCCCAGUACGCCGCCCUCCGCCCCGCGCUCGACGAGAUCGCUUCCCUGAGGGCGCACGUCGACGGCGGCGCCUGCGUGCCCGAUUUAGGAGCAAAGGCCGACGCCCUCUGCGCCGCGGCCGAGGCAAGAGUAAAAGAGAGUGGCGGCGACGCCAAGGCGGUGCGCGACGUCGAAAAACGAUUAGAUGCUUUAUUGAGGAGCAUCUACGCCAAACAGUUGAGAACAGCAAGGGCCGCGGCCGUGCAGGCCUUCCGCCGUGCGAAGCUCGGAGGCGAGUACGACGCGCUGAUCAAAGCACGCGAGGAAUUCACGGCGCUCGCCGAGGCCGCGUCGCGCGCCGAGUGGACCUACGACGAGGACGAGCGGGAGCUCGAGGCGGCCUUAUUGGCCGUCAGCAGGGCCAGCGCCGCGGCGCGCGACGCGACGAUCGCCGCGGCGCAGCAGCGCGCUUCUGUAUUUGCCGUGCUGCGCAAGCUCGUUCUAGAAUUAUCGGCGGCGACGGCCAAGAGACUGGGGAACGACGCCGACUGCGACGCCGGCCUCGCCGCGCGAGUGCCGGCCACGAACAUCAACCUGUCGGGCGCGCUGCAGCGGGGCAAGUCGUCGCUCCAGAUCUCCUGCGUGCCCGACGACUCGGCGGCGCUGCUGGGGGCGUCCGGCUUCAACAAGCCGCGCGUCGGCGCGGGCGACCUCGCCGUGUCGUGGAAGGGGGACGUCUAAGUACUCGAAGUAUCUAACUACACGGACCUGC
Pelagomonas calceolata is the source of this 1055-nucleotide messenger RNA. NCBI's taxonomy places the organism in Eukaryota, Pelagophyceae, Pelagomonadales, Pelagomonadaceae. The record is from the annotation of a GenBank genome assembly.